GAGAGCAGUGGAGAAACGCACGUAGCGUCCUCCUCUCACAGACGCAUCAUUGGCUGCACGUCAGCGUGACUCAAGUGAUUCAGCGCUGACAGAACAGGCUACAGCAGUGAGAUCACAGCACUACAGUCAGAUGAACAGACCUCAUUCAAGUGCUUCUUCUAAAGAUGUGUGCCGUCCGAACGUGAUGGUCCUGGUGCCAGAGGGCAUCAUCAGACAGAGAAUAACCUUCAUCACAGAGUAUUGCUAAGCUGAGACCUGACCUGUACUGAGCAUCAUGGGUGGAGCGGUUGUCGACACUGGUGACAGCGGGGUCAAGGCACCUGAUGGAGGAUGGGGCUGGGCUGUCCUCUUCGGCUGCUUCGUCAUAACUGGUUUCUCCUACGCAUUUCCCAAAGCAGUCAGCGUCUUCUUCAAAGAGCUCAUCCGGGAGUUUGGAGUGGGCUACAGUGACACUGCUUGGAUCUCCUCCAUCCUCCUUGCAAUGCUUUAUGGCUCAGGACCUCUAUGUAGCAUCCUAGUGAACCGUUUUGGGUGUCGCCCUGUGAUGAUGGUUGGGGGCCUUUUUGCCUCGCUGGGUAUGAUUAUGGCAUCCUUUGCAACCAGCAUCAUUCACAUCUAUCUCUGCAUAGGAGUCAUAACAGGUUUGGGUCUUGCUCUGAACUUUCAGCCAUCCCUCAUCAUGCUGAACAGAUAUUUCAGUGAGAAAAGGCCCUUGGCCAACGGCCUGGCUGCAGCAGGAAGUCCCGUGGCUCUGUGCUGUUUGUCUCCUCUUGGUCAGGUUCUUCAAUCCAAGUAUGGUUGGCGUGGAGGCUUCCUUAUACUUGGAGGGAUACUACUGAACUGCUGUGCAUGUGGAGCUCUCAUGAGGCCCUUGAAAGCACCGAAAAAAACAAGCGAGGUGGAAGAGAAAAAAGAAACGAAACCCAAACCAAAGUCCAGGCUUCUUGAUUUCACUGUCUUUAAAGAUCCUGGCUUUGUGAUUUACACGGUGGCCGCGGCCAUUAUGGUGCUUGGUCUUUUUGUGCCUCCUGUGUUUGUGGUAAGCUAUGCCAAGGAACUGGGCAAUGAGGACACAAAGUCUUCCUUGUUGCUCACCAUACUGGGGUUUAUUGACAUGUUCGCCAGGCCCACGUGCGGCAUCAUCGCUGGGCUCAAGUGGGUGAGGCCACGCUGCGUUUACUUCUUCAGUUUCGCUAUGAUCUUCAAUGGCGUCACUGAUCUUGUCGGCUCCAUGGCCAAAGAUUAUCCAUCUCUCGUGGUGUUCUGCAUCUUCUUCGGUAUCUCCUAUGGCAUGGUUGGAGCCUUACAGUUUGAAGUGUUGAUGGCCAUUGUGGGAACGGAGAAGUUCUCCAGUGCCAUCGGUUUGGUGCUGUUGGUUGAAGCCAUUGCUGUGUUGGUGGGACCACCUGGAGCAGGUCGCCUUCUGGACGCCACAAAGAACUACAAGUAUGUCUUCCUGCUGGCCGGUUGUGAAGUGGUUCUCUCUGCCCUUGUGCUCUGCAUCUGUAACUUGCUUUUCAUCAAAAUAAAGCCCCAAGAGCCUGACCCUCCAGCAAAGAUGGAGAUGGCCAUUACUGAGACAGAGAUGGAAGAGCUCAACAAAGCGCCACAGGACGACCAAGGCAACGGAGGUGGUGCUGGUGAGAAUAAGAAGCAAGCCAUCGAACCGGAAGCAACAACAGAAUCUGAUAAUAAAAAGGUUAAAGAGUUGGACUCGAUAGAGUUGGAGAACGCUUCCAAAAAGGUGACUGAACUAAACGGUGUGACUGUAGAACCUGAAUCCUCUCUGUGAAGAUACUAGAACAAUAGUUAUGACAGAGCUUCCCCAGUAGGACUCACAGAUGUGCGUUUGAUGUUGUGGUGAAUGCUUUUUGUAUCGCGCUUUGAGUGUGGUUGCGAGGACCGCUUUCAGACCUGCUCUGCAGUUCAGAUAUUUCAUAUGCAUCUGGAUUUUAGGCCAGUCACUGUCCUGCAUAUGUUAAGAAAUUACAGGAUAUGUUCUCAAUAGGUUCUUGCAAAAACCGAUUAAAUUAUUCAUACUAUCAGAUUUUUGGUCAGUAUACACUCCACAUCAGAGCAGGGCACCAACAUUAUACUGAAGAUUACCAGCUUGCUUCUUUGUGGCAUUCAGUGUUUGCUAAUGUGGACUGUUGGUUUGUAGUAUCUUUUAUCAUCUACUUUUACAUUUUAAACUGGUCCUGAGAGCGCACUGAAUUUUUAAAGCUUGUCCUGUGGUUUAGACAAAUCCAACCACACAUGACAUGCAAAUGAGGUUCUUAGUCUCUUUAAAUUUUUUUUUUUUUUUUUUUUAAUUUUUUUUUUUUUAUUAAACGUUUUUGAGGAAUGUACAGAAUUCAGAUAUGCUUAUUUUUGUGGCACUUUUCAAAGUAUAACUGUUGGAGGACAAAGCUGUUACUUUUUUUUUUUUUUUUUUUUUUUUUUAAACUUGUGUGUAUAGAGUAUCAGUAUUUAUAUUGAAGUGUUGCUGUGAGGUGGCAGCUGCAUCUCAUAUUUUAUUUUAUUCAUCUAAAUGUCAGUGUUUUCAGACCAACUGCAUCAAUCAGGAGAGGACCACAGCUUGUACUUGUGAUAUGUUGGUUAUGUAACAUUUAUUUUUAGUUCAUUCAACAUUCAUUUAAAUUCAUUGUUUUUCAGUGGGCAUUUCUUUUUUUUUUUUUUUAACCAAAUAGUACUACAUGACUUUGAAAAUGGUGGCACAGUUAAAGCCCUUCUAAACUUUACCUUGUUUUAUCUUUCACCAGCAGUUUGUGAGUAGGGACCCUCUUCUAUGUUCUAAAGACACUUGAGCUAUUUUUGGUUGUGCCUUAAGUCUUGUAGCCAUACAGAAUUUGUGAAUCACUUCAGAAAUAAAUACAUCCUUCCCUCUC
This is a messenger RNA of Ctenopharyngodon idella (grass carp), 2888 nucleotides long. RefSeq names its product solute carrier family 16 member 3b (gene slc16a3b). Gene Ontology annotation, cellular component: membrane. Lineage: Eukaryota; Metazoa; Chordata; Actinopteri; Cypriniformes; Xenocyprididae. Gene Ontology annotation, molecular function: monocarboxylic acid transmembrane transporter activity. The coding region runs from base 275 to 1792 and encodes 505 amino acids. Gene Ontology annotation, biological process: transmembrane transport; monocarboxylic acid transport. The transcript has 5 exons. The record is from RefSeq and is a predicted model, not a curated record.